AUGUCAUGGUCAGACCUGGCUGUGCACGUGAAUGGUCUUAAUGCGCUGCACCUGGCAGCCAAGGAGGGCCAUGUGGACCUGGUCCAGGAGCUUCUGGACAGAGGCGCAGCGGUGGACUCAUCUACCAAGAAAGGAAACACAGCGUUGCACAUAUCGUCUUUGGCCGGCCAGGCCGAGGUUGUAAAGCUCCUGGUCAAGCAAGGAGCGGACAUCAACGCUCAGUCUCAGAACGGCUUCACCCCUCUGUACAUGGCGGCCCAGGAGAACCACAUGGACGUGGUGCGGUACCUGCUGGAGAACGGAGGGAACCAGAGCACCGCUACAGAGGAUGGCUUCACCCCUCUGGCCAUCGCUCUGCAGCAGGGCCACAACCAGGUGGUGUCCAUCCUGCUGGAGAACGACACCAAAGGCAAGGUCCGGCUGCCCGCCCUGCACAUCGCCGCCCGCAAGGACGACACCAAGUCCGCCGCCCUGCUCCUGCAGAAUGACCACAACGCGGAUGUCCAGUCAAAGAGUGGAUUCACCCCCCUGCACAUCGCUGCCCACUAUGGAAACGUUAACGUGGCGACCCUCCUGCUUAACCGUGGGGCCGCGGUAGAUUUCACUGCAAGGAAUGGGAUCACGCCCCUACAUGUGGCUUCAAAGCGGGGCAACACCAACAUGGUUCGCCUGUUGUUGGAUCGAGGAUCUCAGAUUGACGCAAAAACACGACUGACCAUCAGGUUUUUGGGUGUUAUUGGAGCCUGA
Menidia menidia (Atlantic silverside) is the source of this 747-nucleotide messenger RNA. NCBI's taxonomy places the organism in Eukaryota, Metazoa, Chordata, Actinopteri, Atheriniformes, Atherinopsidae. The record is from the annotation of a GenBank genome assembly.